CCUGGAAAUGAUCAAACAACAAGUUACCUGAGGUUGCCCCUCCUUCCUUGAUCUCGCCAUGGCGCCCAAGAAGGGCCGCUCAGUGCAACUGGCCAUGGAGGAAGCCACGAGCGAAGAGGUCCGUCGGGCAGACAGCCAGGAGCCCUUGAGGGACGCCACGAGCAGUGGCGCCGGCGCCUCACCAGUGGACAUGGCUGUGAUUUGGGUGAAGAAGGCGGCCAAGGGCAGUACGCAGUGGACGGAUAUCGGCACAAAGCGACAGCUGUCCCACUAUAAGUUCCGGAAGAGGCUGAAGCCCCUCACGGUGCUGAUCAAGUUUCUCUACUUGGGCUUAGCCUUUGUAGAGGUGCCUUCCUGGUGCCUGGUGAAGGACUAUUGUCUUGAGAAGGAUGGGAUUUACAGCUGGAAGAUCCUUCAGUUGCCUUUCCAAGUCUCCAACGGGAUCGAUAUCUUCUGCUUGCUUUAUCUCGCGCACCACUUUGGGAACCGACAUCGUUCAUUGGGUUUUGCCUCGAAGACGAAGUGUUGGCACCUGGCGCGCUGCUUCUUGGUGGUCUUGGCGCUGGUUGACUGUGCCGUAGCGAUCUUCAACCGGGUCGGAAUAGUUCCAGGAGCCUUCCGGGUGUGCCGCGUGUGUCGGCCGUUGAUUCUCAUGUGCGCCACGAAGUUCCUGCGACGGACGCUCAACCGCUUGUGGUUGGCAUUCGUGGACUUCUGGACGGUCCUAGCUUCCUUGGCUUUGUGCGUGAUCUUCUUCGUUUGGCUGGGUAUCGUGAUCUUCGCACGGACCAAGGAGGGUGAGAAUCACUUCGACGAGUGGUCGCAGUCGGCGGCCUCGUUGUGGAUCCUCUUCACCACGGCCAACUUCCCCGAUGUGAUGGUGGAUUCCUACACCAACGUCCGCAUGUCCUUCUUCUUUUUCUUCUUCUAUUUGGUCAUCUCGCUUUAUUUGUUGAACAAUAUCUUGCUGGCGGCGGUAUACGAUGCCUACAAAGAUCAGCUUCGGAACCAACUCCAGACCUUCUACCGCAAGCAGAGCUACUCCAUUGACCGGGCCUUCCAACUCCUCGCUGACCAUUCAGCACCACCGGGCCUCAACACGCGCCACGCCCGCGCGGGCCCGAACGAGCUGGCAGAACGUGAUCCAGAGCUGGUAGGAUCCGAAGAACAGGAUCGAGAAGCAGGCAUUAGCCUUGAGAAAUGGAUGGAUUUUUUCACCACUUACUGUGUUGCCGCGACUUGCAUUGGCAGCAAGAGAGAUCAUAGCUUUGUUCAGCAGCAGGCACUGCAAACCUUCCAAGCACUGGACAGUGACGGCAGCAGCUGUAUCACCAAAGAUGAGUUCAAACUGGUUGUCCAUGUGCUGUCCGAUCCCCAAAUCUAUAUUCCUUUGCGGCCCCUGCCGGAAGCGUCGAGUACAACCUGGGGCCGCCGCUUGCGCUUCCUUUUCCAAAAAGGCAUUGCGUGGCGGCACCGUCGCCUGCCCUGGUGGAUGGUGGUGGACUUUGUAGUGUUUCUGGAGAUUGCUUUGGCUUUUGGGCAGACGUGUAUUUUUGUCUCCCCGGUGGGUGGGAAAUUCAACGAUCAGCCGUUGGCGCCACGGAGCAUUUGGUUUCGACUGCUGUCCCUGACCACGGGCUUUGUCUUUGUGAACAUGAUCUUGCAAAUCGUGACCUUUGGCUUGGACCGCUUUUGGAAUAGACGCCGUUUGCGGCAUCGAUUUGAUCUCCUGAGCAUUUCGGCACUCUGUGGCUUGGAGAUCGCCAGCUGUUGCUUCUCUUCUCCUCCAGACUACCUCUUGCGGACUCUGCUGGUGCUCCACAUUUCUCGGGGCAUUUGCUUGACCGAGCACGUGCCACCCUUGCGCUAUUUGGCGGCCAUGGUGGCUCACCUGGUGCCGGUCUAUAGCCAGCUAGGCCUUUUGCUCUUCUUGGUCUACUACAUCUUCGCCACGGUCGGUGUCCAACUCUUUGGUGGUUUGAUCGAUGUGCACAACCCAAACCUCGACCACACCGGCUUCGCCGAAGCCCAGUAUUGGCCGUUGAAUUUUAAUGACUUCCUCUCUGCCUUGGUGACCCUGUUCUGCUUGAUGGUAGUGAACAAUUGGUACGUGGUGGCGGAUGGCUUUAUGGCGGUGACCAGCAACUACAGUGCUAUCUUCUUUGUGUGUUUCUUCGUGAGCGUCAACCUGGUGGUCCUGAAUAUCCUCAUGACCCUCAUUUUGGAGAGUUCCGCGACCGUGCGCCACGAGCUCUCCGCCAAGACCAGCGAGGACGACGCGCCCCAGCGCAGCUGGAGCCGAGGAGCGAGGGAAUUCUUCCUGCAGCGCAUGCUUCUCAGUGAGGAGGAGCGUUGGGACAGCGUGGUCGAGCGGGGCUUGAGCCCCGGACGUAGCACCUAACCCAGCGCCAUUAUAUCUCGUGCCUCCCCAGCGCGGUCACGGCCAGCGACGCAGGCUGCUCCCCUAAGGUGGAGAACUGCGAUCAAUUGGCGAACGACCCAAGUUUGACCCCAUGGAUUUCAGAAGUCUCAGUGGUCUUAGGACUGGUGGUCAAAUGAGCCAAAAGCCUCCAAUUGCUAAA
This is a messenger RNA of Durusdinium trenchii, 2582 nucleotides long. NCBI's taxonomy places the organism in Eukaryota, Dinophyceae, Suessiales, Symbiodiniaceae. The record is from the annotation of a GenBank genome assembly.